AUGUAUGAUGUUAAACAACACAGAAAAGUAUUGGAUAAAGGCAAACCUGAUGAUGUGAUGCCUUCUGUUAAAGGUGUUCAGGAGCGCCUGCCAACAGUGCCAUUAUCUGGCAUGUACAACAAGUCAGGGGGGAAAGUAAGAUUGACCUUUAAACUUGAGCAAGACCAGCUGUGGAUUGGUACAAAAGAGAGAACGGAAAAGUUACCCAUGGGGUCCAUUAAAAAUGUGGUGAGUGAACCUAUUGAAGGACAUGAGGAUUACCACAUGAUGGCAUUUCAGCUGGGCCCAACAGAAGCAUCUUACUACUGGGUCUAUUGGGUACCGACUCAAUAUGUGGAUGCAAUCAAAGACACGGUGCUGGGAAAAUGGCAGUAUUUUUGAAAGCACGCUCACCUCUGGCACAGGAAAAUGACACAAAGCUAAGGACACUGCUGGGAGAGGCCUCCAACAUCCCUGGAUGUGAUAGUCCUGGAACUUAUUAAUAAAAUAUGAUAAACGAGGCAUUGAUGGAAGCCAGAGGUGAUGUUCUUUCACCAUUAGUUUACUUUUAACUUAAAAAUUUCAGCAUCCCUUUUCUGCAGUCAGCUUCAACCAUAUUUAAAGCAAAUACAAUGGAAAUCAAUAAAUCUUAAUUCACAAAACAUUGUGUGUAAUACACUUAAAUCUGCUAAGAGUUGAUCUUCCAUUUUAGUUUUAAAAAGAAAAUAUUACACUCUAUGGUUGAGGAUUUUUUACAUGGUUGGAACAAAUAUUUUCAUAAUCUUUCAGUUACAAGCAUUAGACUUAAUUUAGUUACUUGGUUGUGACUGAGAAUUUCAGAAGCAGUUUUUUAAAAUAAACUUUAAAUAGUAUGCAAAAUUGAUGUUCAGUAAGCCAUAUUCUGCUGGGCCUUUUAUUUCAGGUUUGACUUCGG
Molecule: messenger RNA, 913 nt
Organism: Tinamus guttatus (white-throated tinamou)
Lineage: Eukaryota; Metazoa; Chordata; Aves; Tinamiformes; Tinamidae
Source: RefSeq, a predicted model, not a curated record